Molecule: messenger RNA, 3540 nt
Organism: Penicillium cosmopolitanum
Lineage: Eukaryota; Fungi; Ascomycota; Eurotiomycetes; Eurotiales; Aspergillaceae
Product: Aminoacyl-tRNA synthetase class 1a anticodon-binding
Exons: 6
Coding region: 1-3540 (1179 amino acids)
Biological process (GO): leucyl-tRNA aminoacylation; mitochondrial translation
Cellular component (GO): mitochondrion
Molecular function (GO): ATP binding; leucine-tRNA ligase activity; aminoacyl-tRNA deacylase activity
Source: RefSeq, a predicted model, not a curated record
AUGCCCGAGGGAUUACCAAUUGAUCACGAACAAGCCUUGAACGGGACAAUGGCAGCCUAUGCGCAGCAACUAGUGAUAUGCACCGACCAAAGAGACUGGACAAGCCGCAUUGAAAACGACGGAGAAAACAAAAGCUGGGGUGACCUUCCUUUCAAUAAUGUCCUCGUCUCUACUUCCUCUAUCGUCCCUGCUACAAACAGCCCCUUUACCGCCUCCGCACUUCUUUUCCCCAGCUUCAAAUAUAUACCCUCCAUACCAGUCGAAGCCGGGACUUCAUCUACUGGAGCCGCCGAUCUGACCUCGUUUGUUCGCGCAUUCCUUCUCCCCGAACGUCUACACAACAUGCACUCUUCGCUCCCAGAAGCCAAACGAACAGACAUGACCCGGGCCCCCGAACUUUCGUCUCAUUUCGACGGUGUACUUGACAUCAACCACUCGCCUACAAUCCUGAUCUGUGGUCAUGGGGGUCGAGACCUGCGCUGUGGUGUCAUGGCGCCCGCUCUGGAAAGCGAAUUCCAGCGUGUGCUUCAAGCGCAAGGAUACAAGUCUGCGGGUGGUGACGGUACCACCAUCGAUGGACCCAAUCAUGCAAAUAUUGGUUUAAUUAGCCAUGUUGGUGGGCACAAGUAUGCUGGUAAUGUCAUCAUCUACAUCCCGCCCAAGAUGACGGUGGGAACUUCUGCCGAGCCUCACCCGCUGGCGGCGCACGCCCGGAGCUGCGCGCGCCCUCACCAACUCCGAUUCCCUCUCGCGUCCAAUACCUUCACUCGCCUUGCGACAACCUCCUCGACCCCUCGAAGACUCGACCUUCCGGCUCUCGACAAAAAAUGGCAGGAAAAAUGGCAAUCCGACGCGACUUUAAACCAGCUCGUGACAGAGAAAAGUACCGAGUCAAAGCCGCAGACCUAUGUCCUUUCCAUGUUUCCCUACCCCUCCGGCACUCUGCACAUGGGUCAUGUUCGAGUAUAUACGAUUUCAGAUGUGUUAUCGCGAUUCUACAAAAUGCGCGGACAUGACGUGCUGCAUCCAAUGGGGUGGGAUGCCUUUGGGCUUCCGGCGGAAAAUGCGGCGAUUGAGCGAGGUAUUGAUCCGGCGGAAUGGACGGAGCAAAAUAUGGCCAAGAUGAAGGAGCAGUUGCGGGGGAUCUCGACUUCGUUUAAUUGGGACAGGGAGCUGGCAACUUGUUCCCCCGAAUUCUACGCGCAAACGCAACGGAUAUUCUUGAUGCUAUACGAGAAGGGACUUGCAUAUCAGUCUGAGGCGCUUGUCAACUAUGACCCAGUUGACAAAACAGUGUUGGCCAAUGAACAGGUGGAUGCCAAUGGAUUUUCGUGGCGCUCGGGAGCUAAAGUUGAAAAGUUGAACCUUAAGCAGUGGUUCUUCCGGAUCACUCAAUUUAAGGAAGAGCUCUUGAAGGACCUAGAUUCGCUUUCUGGGGGCUGGCCCGAGAGAGUGCUAUCUAUGCAGCGAAACUGGCUAGGGAAGUCCCAAGGAGCCAAAGUGAGAUUUCCAGUUACUAUCAACGGAGAAAAAGAGGUCGAUGUUGGCGUUUUCACGACGCGCCCUGACACACUAUAUGGAGUUGAAUAUCUUGCUCUAUCAUUAAACCAUCCCAUCGUGUUGGAGGCAGCUGAAAAGGACCCAUCUCUUCGCAAGUUUUUGGAUGAGGCGGCGUUACUCCACCGGAUUCGAAGGCCGGUUAUGUUCUCAAAAGCGCCGAGGCAUCGCACCCACUUUCAAAAAUCGACAAAGAAACUCCCCACCUGCAAAGGAAGCUACCGAUUUUUGCGGCACCAGAACAUGAAUCCUGAGUCGAUUCCCAUUGUCAUUAACUCGGAUCCUCUGAAGUCCCAGGAGGGUGGCCCUGUCGAAUCGGUCAUCCCUGCUCGCGACGCGACUGCUUUUACCCAAGAGGGCUUCCUUUCUUCACGUUGUGGGAAAUAUCAAGACCUGUCAUCUAAAGAGGCUACAAAGCAGAUUGUUACCGACCUCAAGAAGGUGGGACAAGCUGAGUUCAUGGAGAACUGGCGGCUCCGGGAUUGGUUAAUUAGUCGGCAACGGUAUUGGGGUGCCCCCAUUCCAAUCAUUCACUGUGGUGGCUGCGGCCCCGUCCCCGUACCCGUGAAGGACCUUCCCGUCAAACUGCCCAAGAUAGAAGGUGACUGGCUGAAGGGAAAGAAGGGCAAUCCUUUAGAGUCAUCUGAAGAAUUCCUCCACACCAAUUGUCCCAGCUGCGGAGGGCCAGCGAAGCGUGAUACAGAUACCAUGGAUACCUUCGUAGAUUCAUCAUGGUACUACUUACGCUUUUUGGAUCCCAGAAACAAGGAUGCUCCAUUCUCGCCAUCUGUCGCUCGACCUGUGGAUUUCUAUAUUGGAGGUGUGGAACACGCCAUUUUGCACCUGCUUUAUGCCCGCUUCAUCUAUAAGUUCCUUGCAGAGUCCGAUCAAUUCCCAGCCAUUUCCCAAGAUAAGGGUCUGGCAGCGCCUGCGGAGCCCUUCAAGACUCUUCUUUCCCAGGGUAUGGUUCAUGGAAAGACUUUCAUUGAACCAUCAACGGGUCGAUUCUUGCAUCCGUCUGAAGUGGAUAUCUCAGACCUGGAAAAGCCCCUGAUCAAGGGAACCCAAAUCACACCUAACAUAUCUUUCGAGAAAAUGUCUAAAAGCAAGCAUAACGGUGUUGACCCGACCGAUUGCACAACCAAGUAUGGAGCCGACGCUACUCGUGCGCAAAUUCUAUUUGCUGCCCCGGUUAGUGAAGUGCUGGAGUGGGACGAAGCUAAGAUCGUUGGUAUCGAACGCUGGUUCGGCCGUCUGUGGAAACUUGUCAUUGAUGCUCGAGAAACACUGAAUAACGCGAGCUUUACGAUUUCUGCCUCUGAUCUGGACGCUUCAAAUAGCCACGCAGCUUCUCUUCCACAUUCAUUGGAGGCGCUCAGCGAUUCCGAUGCAGAUGCAAUCCUGGCCACUCAUAAGACCAUCAUUUCUAUCACAUCAUGCAUUGAGAACAACCCUUAUGGUCUCAACACUGUCGUCUCAGACCUGACAAAAUUGACCAACGCUCUCGUCUCGGCUCCUCCAUCCUCGCCUCUUGUCCUCUACCUCACUAUCUCCGCUCUCCUCCGCCUUCUUUCGCCCAUUGCCCCAGCACUGACCUCGGAAUCUUGGGAAGUACUGCACAAGUCUCUGGUUCAAGGGACCAGUCCUACCGCCGUUGUUCCAUCCAUCCAUGCCUCGUCUUGGCCAACCCCUCUCCUCUCCUCUGACCAGGCGGACGCUCUUUCUGCCCGUGGUGGUCAGACUGUGGCUAUCCAGAUCAAUGGAAAGAUGCGAUGCGCCGUCAAUAUUCCACGGAUGAAGUCUACUACACCCACCACCCAGGGAAAGAAAUCCGGACCCACGCUGGAAGAACAGGACUGGAUAAUAAACCAUGUUUUGGACACCACAGAAGGCAAAUUUUGGCUGAAAGAAAAGAACGACUGGGAGAAGAGAAGGCGGGUAAUUGUUGUGAAGGGUGGCAAGCUCGUGAACGUUGUAUUCUGA